Setaria italica (foxtail millet) is the source of this 1796-nucleotide messenger RNA. RefSeq names its product aspartyl protease family protein At5g10770. The coding region runs from base 37 to 1509 and encodes 490 amino acids. The record is from RefSeq and is a predicted model, not a curated record. NCBI's taxonomy places the organism in Eukaryota, Viridiplantae, Streptophyta, Magnoliopsida, Poales, Poaceae. Gene Ontology annotation, biological process: proteolysis. Gene Ontology annotation, molecular function: aspartic-type endopeptidase activity. The transcript has 2 exons.
AACGCUGAAGCAUGGUCGAGUAGCACACAAUCAGCCAUGGCGCCUGUUCUGCCACUGCUACUUCUGCUCCUGUCCUCUUCUUCUUCUCCAACAAUCCGUGCAGCAGCAGCAGAUGAGGAGCACGAGUACACACUCGUGGCAUUGAGCUCGCUGCAACCAAAAGCUACCUGCGCCGGACACAGGGUGGCUCCGCCCCAGAACACGACGUGGGUGCCUUUGAACCUCCCCCAUGGCCCAUGCUCGCCGCUGUCCGGCGGCGCCACCACGCCGCCGUCCGUGGCUGAGCUGCUCCGCCACGACCAGCUCCGCGUCGACGACAUCCUCACGAGGCUGUCCGGCAUUCCCAUCAACGACAGCAAGCCGACGCGCUCGGUGGGUGGACCCAACGCCCAAAUGAAUGGCAACUUAAUCGAUGUCGGCGUGGGCCCAGCACAAAGCCCCCCGUCGGCGUGGGCCCAGCAGCAGCUCUCCGGUCUGAGCGGCGGUAUUGAUGCAGUCGCCGCCCAGUCGAGCCUGCCGGCCGGAGUGCUCCGGCAGACGGUGGUCGUGGACACGGCCAGCGACGUGCCGUGGGUGCAGUGCGUGCCGUGCCCCAUCCCGCCGUGCCACCCGCAGACCAACACCUUCUACGACCCGACCAAGUCGCGCACCUAUGCCGCCUUCCCCUGCGGCUCCCCAGCUUGCCGGCAGCUCGGUCCCUACGCCAACGGCUGCAUCAACAACCAGUGCCAGUACAAGGUCACCUACCCCGAUGGCUCGUCGUCGUCGGGCACCUACAGCUCCGACGUCCUCACCUUCGACGCCACCCACGCCGUCAGCAACUUCCAGUUCGGGUGCAGCCACGCUGAGCAGGGCAGCUUCGACAACCGUGCGGCGGGCAUCAUGGCGCUCGGCGGCGGCCCGGAGUCGCUGCUGGCCCAGACGGCGUCCCGCUGGGGGAACGCCUUCUCCUACUGCAUCCCGCCGACGUCGAGCAACUCCGGCUUCUUCGGCCUCGGCGUGCCCGGCGGCGUCGCCUCCUCCAGGUACGUGGUGACGCCGAUGCUCAGGUACCCGAACCUGCCCACCUUCUACCGCGUGCUCCUCCGGGCCAUCACCGUCGGCGGGCAGCGGCUCAACGUGCCCGCCGCGGUGUUCUCCGCCGGCUCCGUGAUGGAUUCGCGCACGGCCAUCAGCCGCCUGCCGCCGACGGCGUACGCGGCGCUGCGGGCGGCGUUCAGGAACGCCAUGAGGAUGUACCGCCCUGCGCCGCCCAAGGGGAACCUCGACACCUGCUACGACUUCACCGGCGUCGCCAACGUCAGGCUGCCGAGGAUCGCGCUGGUGUUCGACCGGAACGCCGUCGUGGAGCUGGACCCGUCGGGGAUCCUCUUCAGCAGCUGCCUCGCUUUCGCCUCCAACCGCGACGACCACAUGCCGGGCAUCCUCGGCAGCGUGCAGCAGCAGACGUAUGAGGUGCUCUACGCCGUCGGCGGAGGCGCUGUCGGAUUCCGCCGUGCCGCGUGCUGAGCGCCACCUCGCCCUGCCAUCCAAUCCAUCUGUCUACUGGCAUUAUAUUGUUGCUUUACUCGUUUCCACACCCACUGUUAACUACUAUAUGUAAGACCUAUCUGGUCAAUGGUCAUGGAUUUCUACAAGCUAAUCUCACAGGGAGGUGAGGUAGUUUGUUGCCCAAAUAAACCGAAGAUUUGCAAGUUGUAUGUGAUCCUGCCGGCUUAUAAGCUUGUACUUCUAUCAGAAAUUUGUUAUAUUGAUCAUGUCCGGAAGGAGAAGGGACUUUGUUUUGAAACCGUAAA